AUGCUACCUUUUCAUCUUCGUCGCGGACGACUGGGACGCAACCGUAUGCCACCAGAUCUUCCAAACAACCCGACCAACAACUCCGAUCCUGGAGAAGCUCCAACUGAAGAUCAACCAGAGACAGAACCAGAGCCAGAACAGUUCUAUCCAAGUCUAUGGGAUGUCCUCAAAGUCCGAUAUCUACUACAAUGGAAGAUAUCAAACGGUCUCCCAGAGGAACUCAUCGACAUGAUCGUCGAUGCAGCCGAGUACUGGCCCUCAAUAGAACACAAGAUGCAAGAUAAGAAGACCAUCCAGAAAGACUGUGAUCAAACCUUGCUCAAGACAGUGCCACUCUGCUACGAUCGAAAUAGCCUAGGAAAAGACGAACCUCCAAAGCCUCUUCCUCACCGUGGUGCCCAUCCAUGCCGCAAAAUAAUAUUCAAGCUUUCAUCUCGUGACCAAGGCAACGGUAGACGCCGCGAAAACAUGUACCAAUAUUCAUGGACAUGGUUCGACACGGAGGUCAUCAAGGCCGCACAUGAGCAACAGAUGUACAUCAACGGUGAAGAGCAGGAGAUUCUCGACAAUGAGCGUGGUCAGGAGCGGAAACACUAUACCGAGGCUGAUGCGUUGCUUCUUCCGCGCGGCAAUAAGUUGCAGGUCAAUGGUGCUCAUGUUGGGGAGAUGCAGCAUGUUGAGAUUGUGUGGGAUACUCAGGAUGCAAUAUUGCCCGAGUCGACAGAGGCCGAUUAUAUUGAAAGGGAUCUUGGACGGGGAAGGCUUACACUGGAUGGACGGGGCGUGCGGGAGUUGGAGGUUGGGGAUUCUCUGGCUCUUUGGGCGAGGGCUCGGUUUCCGGGAUGGUCUAAUCAUGUUGAGAAAGCUGCUGUCCGAGUUUUCUGGGCAGUUUGA
Messenger RNA from Penicillium nucicola, 894 nucleotides. RefSeq lists its product as uncharacterized. The coding region runs from base 1 to 894 and encodes 297 amino acids. Lineage: Eukaryota; Fungi; Ascomycota; Eurotiomycetes; Eurotiales; Aspergillaceae. The transcript has 2 exons. The record is from RefSeq and is a predicted model, not a curated record.